Molecule: messenger RNA, 433 nt
Organism: Symbiodinium sp. CCMP2456
Lineage: Eukaryota; Dinophyceae; Suessiales; Symbiodiniaceae
Source: the annotation of a GenBank genome assembly
GCUUUUCAGAGUGCUGAAGGGCGAGUACAAUGCGACCCUGCGGACGAUGCUGACUCAGGCAGUGAAACAGGAGUCAAGCCGGUACAUGGAGACGGUGUUUGCGAAGGGCAGCGUGUGCCACCAGAUGUACUUCGUAGAUGGACCACGGCUUCUCUACAGCCGAGAUACCGGACUGAAGAGCUGGCUGGCAGAUCGCGGGGUGGACUUUGAGAAGAAAACGAAGAAGAGUCCAGCGCGCCGCGUGCAGAACAUGCUUGGCCGCAAGACGCAGUUCCUCGAAACUCAGAACGAGAUCUUCCAGAAUUACGAGCUUCCCAAAGGCUCCUACUUGUGCGAGGCCUGCAUCUGGGCCGAUAAGUGGGUCAACCAGGGCGACUUCAUUUCAACAUCACACAGCAAAUUGGUGACCAUCCGCAGCGAUGCUUUUGCUGAG